Messenger RNA from Mytilus californianus (California mussel), 1385 nucleotides. RefSeq names its product 17-beta-hydroxysteroid dehydrogenase type 6-like. The record is from RefSeq and is a predicted model, not a curated record. Gene Ontology annotation, molecular function: oxidoreductase activity. The transcript is spliced from 5 exons. NCBI's taxonomy places the organism in Eukaryota, Metazoa, Mollusca, Bivalvia, Mytilida, Mytilidae. Bases 82 to 1089 code for a protein of 335 amino acids.
AGAUUAGUCAAUAGAAAUUAUUUCUUUUCUACCUUGUUAAUGUAAUAUAUAUAUUCCGUGAAGUUUAUUUAUGACUGUGCUAUGCAUAUUUGUGUUUAUGGAGUCAUCCUUAUUUUCAUAGUUUUCAUUAGUUUUCUUAUAUUUGUCUACAAACUCAGACAAAACAGGAAAAUAAAAGUAAAUGGCAAAUCAGUAUUUAUAACAGGAUGUGAUAGAGGUUUUGGUUACCAUAUAGCCAAACAGUUGAGCACUUUAGGAUUCCAGGUUUUUGCUGGUUGUCUGGAUAUCAACGGAGCGGGUGCAAAAGAACUUGAAAAUUUUUCAAAGUGUGUACAUCCAGUACAAAUAGAUGUUACCAAAGAACAAGAUGUCUUAGAUGCAUUAAAGUUUGUUGAAGAUAUUGUUCAAGAUAAAGGAUUAUGGGCUGUUAUUAACAAUGCAGGUGUAGCAUCUUAUGUCGAAUGUGAAUGGUGUCCAUUGGAUGUCUAUCAACGCCUAAUUGACGUAAAUCUUACAGGUGUAAUCCGAGUGACCAAAGCCUUUCUACCGCUCGUCAGAAAAAACCAGGGCCGUGUUGUCACUGUUGCAAGUCUGGCUGGUAGGAAUGGUUUGCCAGGUUUCUCUGCAUACUCUGCCACGAAGUUUGGUGUAAUAGGAUUUUCAGAAUGUCUCAGAAGAGAAAUGAAAAAGUUCAAUGUCAAGGUUAUAACUAUAGAACCAAGCAUGUACAAAACAAGUAUAACUGAUGAAAAUGUUCUCAUCGCACAAAACCAGGAAUUGUGGGAAAAGUGUCCAGACGAGAUUAAAAACGCAUACGGAGAACCAUAUUUCAACGACUUUCUGGUUAAGAUAAAGGAAAAUAUAAUAGAUUUAACUGCCAAUAAAGACAUCACGACAGUAAUUGAUGCAAUAGAGGAUGCCAUUUGUUGCCAGUAUCCUGACACUAGAUAUGUUCCAGGGUUUCGUACUUCUUGUGAGAGUUUUAUAUAUUCAAUGCUGCCAAUCAGUAUUCAAGAUUUAACAGUUUCGCUUGUAAUGAAAUAUGUCAACAAACCAUGUCAAAUGACUACAUUGAAAAAAAACAGAUAAUACUUUGUUUAAAAUGUUAUUUCCUCGUACGACUUUUUCUAUUAUCUACACUAGAGUCUACCGUAUAAUGUGUCAAUGUGUUUUAGAAUUCGAGUGGGCCUGCAGUCGUCUUAACAAAUUCUGCGCAUGUUCUAAUAUCGUACUCCUUCCUUCGUUGAUGACCUUAUGGAAUGCAACUCUCAUCUUUUUUUUGGCUUUUUAUUUUGUUGAAGGAUCACUCUGAGGUACUCUUUAUUCAUCAUGUUUAUUGGAGGAGGAUUCGUUUUACAGUCACAGUUUCACUCACCCAUUUCUUG